Molecule: messenger RNA, 1500 nt
Organism: Lactuca sativa (garden lettuce)
Lineage: Eukaryota; Viridiplantae; Streptophyta; Magnoliopsida; Asterales; Asteraceae
Product: putative purine permease 11
Cellular component (GO): membrane
Molecular function (GO): purine nucleoside transmembrane transporter activity
Source: RefSeq, a predicted model, not a curated record
AAUAUCUAGCCACAAAUAAGAACAGCAACCAAUUUUGACCACGUUUAGAGUGGUCAAACUUUAUCACAUAGACUUCAGGAAUACAAAAGAAAAUCGAACAUAACUUUGGACAUCGAUCACCAACCAUUAGAUAAUCACCUAUACCAGACAUCAAAAUCAAUCAAAGUCCAAAAAGUCAAAAAACUAUACAAAAUCAAACUUGAAUUUUAUAUAUUUCUUUCAUGUAAACAACUCCACUUCUUCCAUUCUUUCAGCUACAGAUCCUUUCAACUCCAUGGCAGAUGGAGUUCAAGAACUGGAACUUCAACCCGGAGGUACGAAUGGCGUCAUUAAUGGAGUCCCCACCCAAAAAUUCAAGCACUACAGAUGGUGGUUCCGGGUGGCGGUGUAUAUCAUCUUUCUAAUCUCCGGUCAAGCCACCGCCACCCUCUUGGGCCGACUUUACUACGACAAAGGCGGCAACAGUAAAUGGAUAUCCACCUUCGUCCAAUCCGCCGGAUUCCCGAUCUUGAUUCCCCUCCUACUCUUCUUCCAACCAACCACCACUUCUUCCGCCGCAUCACCGCCACCCACCACCACCACCCUUCUACUCCUUUACUUAUUUUUCGGGUUAAUCUUAACAGGUGACAACUUAAUGUAUUCAUAUGGUCUUCAAUACCUUCCUGUUUCCACUUACUCUUUACUCUGUGCAACACAAUUAGGAUUCAACGCUGUUUUUUCAUUUCUUUUCAACUCACAAAAGUUCACUUCUUUAAUCAUCAACUCACUUUUUCUCCUCACAAUCUCCGCCACCCUCCUCGCUGUUCAUUCGGAUUCAGAUAACCCAUCAAAAAUCUCAAAAGCAAAAUACAUAAUCGGGUUUUUAUGCACUCUAGGAGCAUCCGCCACAUACUCUUUAUACCUCUCCUUUUUACAACUAUCAUUUCAAAAGGUAAUCAAGAGUGAAAACUUUAGGGUUGUGCUAGAAUUACAAAUAUACCCUUCCUUUGUUGCUACGUGUGGUUGUGUGGUGGGGCUUUUUGCCAGUGGGGAAUGGGAUACGUUGAAGAAAGAGGGUAGUGAUUAUGAAAAGGGUUCGGUGUCUUACAUAAUGACGCUGACGUGGAUAGCUAUUGCAUGGCAGAUUUGUUCUAUAGGGAUUUUGGGAUUAAUAUUUGAAGUUUCGUCUUUGUUUUCGAAUGUGAUUAGUACGUUAGGGUUACCGGUUGUUCCGGUUCUUGCAGUUGUGUUUUUUGGAGAUAAGAUGGAUGGAGUGAAAGCGAUCUCAUUGAUUCUUGCGAUAUGGGGAUCGGGGUCGUAUGUUUAUCAACAUUAUCUUGAUGAUUUGAAAUUGAAGAAUGAUAUGAAAACGAGGAUAGUUGUAAGUGCCAAUGAGGCUUCUCAUAAUGUUUAAGCAUUGAUAUGUAGGAGUAAAUAAUUAAUUUUAUAUGUAAAAUGGUUUAUUUUGUGGAUCGAAUGAAUUGUAAUAUGAGUAAUGGAUGAUUUUAUUAUUUUGUCUAA